CGCUUACAAUUGAUAUCCUCCCAUUAUCUGUACAUACAAUAGCGUCAGAGCUCUUGGAGAUGAUCUUUUGACCUGUGACCCUGAAAUCUCAUGCGUUAAAAGUGUGAGGGACCGAGAGCAUAGACGUGAUUACGUCAGUAAUGAGUUUGUUGAACGACGAAGUAUUAAUUGUCUGCCAGAAAUAUUGACUCUGCUGUGGAUAAAAGAAGAGGACCAAUUUCUGCAAGCACUCUGUUCUUGAUCUGAAAAUGGCAGCUGGUGGUAAUUUGGCAUUGCUGAGUGUAUCAGAUAAGGCAGGUCUCUUGCCUUUUGCUGAGAAGCUUCAAGGACUUGGACUUACUCUGGUGGCAUCAGGUGGAACUGCUAAGGCCCUCAGGGAUGCAAAGAUUUCUGUAAAAGAUGUUGCUGAAAUCACAGGUGCUCCAGAAUUGCUCGGAGGAAGAGUCAAGACACUGCACCCAGCUGUGCAUGCAGGCAUCCUGGCUCGACUCAUCGAAAGUGAUCAGAAUGACUUGGCCAAGAUGAACUACAGCAUGUUUCGAAUUGUUGUGUGCAACCUGUACCCAUUUGUGGACACAGUUGCCAAACCAGGAAUUACCGUUGAUGAUGCUGUGGAGAACAUUGAUAUUGGUGGCGUGACACUUCUGAGGGCUGCAGCUAAAAACCAUGGCCGAGUCACAGUACUCUGUGACCCUUCAGAUUAUGACCUCGUGGCGAAGGAGCUGCAGACCUCGGCAGAUGGAGACACCUCAUUGGCUACAAGGCAGCGUCUUGCCCUUAAGGUAUUCACUCAUACUUCUCAUUAUGACCUGGCAAUAUCCGACUACUUCCGCAAGCAAUAUAGUGCCGGAAUAUCACAGCUAACUCUCCGCUAUGGCACGAACCCACACCAGAAACCAGCUCAAAUCUUCACGACCCUAGCUCAACUUCCUCUCAAAGUUGUGAAUGGUGCUCCUGGGUUCAUCAACUUGUGUGAUGCUUUGAAUGGGUGGCAGCUAGUGAAGGAGCUGAAGGAUGCGCUGGGCCUGCCGGCAGCAACGUCUUUCAAACACGUGAGCCCCGCAGGAGCAGCUGUAGCUGUGCCCCUCAGUCCUGAACAGGCCAAGGUAUGCAUGGUGGAUGAUCUGUUGGGGCAGCUAACUCCUUUGGCUGUGGCAUAUGCUCGUGCACGUGGAGCAGACAGAAUGUCCUCAUUUGGAGACUUCGUUGCACUGUCUGAUCCCUGUGAUGUUGCCACUGCCCGCAUUAUCUCCCGUGAGGUUUCAGAUGGAAUAAUUGCGCCGGCCUACGUACCGGAAGCCUUGGAGCUGCUCAAGAAGAAAAAGGGUGGCGCAUACUGCGUGUUACAGAUAGAUCCUUCGUAUGAGCCUCGUCCGGUUGAGCAGAAGGUUCUCUUUGGGCUCACAUUGCAACAGCAGCGCAACAACGCUGUAAUCAACAAACAGCUCUUCAGUAACACUGUCUCACAGAAGAAGGAGCUGCCAGAGGGAGCUGUGAGGGACCUGAUAGUUGCAACCAUCGCACUAAAGUAUACACAGAGCAACUCCGUGUGCUACGCAAGAGACGGUCAAGUAAUCGGUAUCGGUGCCGGUCAGCAGUCUCGUAUCCAUUGCACUCGUCUCGCUGGUGACAAGGCUGACAACUGGUGGUUGCGACAGCACCCUAACGUGAUCAGCAUGAAGUUCAAGAAGGGUGUGAAACGUGCUGAGAUCUCAAAUGCCAUUGAUAAUUAUGUGAAUGGAACUGUUGGAAAGGACAUGGAUGAAAAAACAUGGGCAGCCAUGUACGAGACAGUUCCCAAACUGUUGACGGACAAGGACCGUGCAGAGUGGAGUGGCAAGUUGUCAGGAGUGGCACUAGGAUCUGACGCCUUCUUUCCUUUCAGGGACAAUGUUGAUCGUGCCAGACAGAGUGGUGUCGAGUACAUCGCAAGUCCGUCCGGUUCAACAAACGAUGAUGAUGUGAUUAGAGCUUGUGAUGAUUAUGGCAUCACUUUGGUCCACACUAAUCUUCGUCUGUUCCACCACUGAGCUUGGGGGACUGACAGUAAGCUAUAAGAGGUAAAAUCUGUUGUGAUCUGAAAUGUGCUUUUAUACAAUUUUUACAUAAUUUUGUAAUCUCAUUACAUAUAAUUCAUAUGUUCAUACACACUUACUGGAAUUAAUCAUUGAAUUACAGAAAGAUUUAAGGAGAAGUGUGCUAAAGCCAAAAAUA
Messenger RNA from Zootermopsis nevadensis, 2214 nucleotides. Its product is annotated as bifunctional purine biosynthesis protein ATIC. Gene Ontology annotation, biological process: 'de novo' IMP biosynthetic process. Gene Ontology annotation, molecular function: IMP cyclohydrolase activity; phosphoribosylaminoimidazolecarboxamide formyltransferase activity. Gene Ontology annotation, cellular component: cytosol. NCBI's taxonomy places the organism in Eukaryota, Metazoa, Arthropoda, Insecta, Blattodea, Termopsidae. The record is from RefSeq and is a predicted model, not a curated record.